AUGGAAAACAACUUUUUCGACGAAGAGUCAAUCUCGAGUGAGGAGCUCAAUCAGAUAGGUUCUUAUUGGAACACUGAUUGGGACUCCUACUACGAAGAAUCUCUAGUAAGACCGUAUUCGCGUCAGGAAACCCCCUGGCAGCUCAUCUCGUUCGGAGACCCGCGUUAUCAGGAUCUAGAUCCUGAUGACCCGGUGUAUAUAGCAGCCUGUAGGGACCUAAAAGAAAAGCAGGAGAAACAGGCCAUCGCCGAGAAAGAAGAAGUAGCCAAAGCUUACGAGGAAGCUUUGGCUAAAUCGAAAAAAGAAGACGAAAUCCUAGAAGAAAAGAAAGGCGAAAUCAUCAGAUAUGCCAAAGGGAAAUUUUUUCCCUUACCUAGCCGUUUCGGUUCCACGACGGAACCAAACGACUGGGAUACGGCAUCAGACCUAAAUAGGAAACUUGUUUGUCAGCGUUGGUUCGAAAACCAAGAAAAAAAUGACACCUUAAAGUCAUUCGGCAUUGGAAUGGGCCUACUCCUGGGCAUCGUAAGCCUGUGCUUGCAAUUGUUCCAGCAGUAGGAGCAUUAUUUUUUUUCCCCAUAAUUUUUUUGUCUUGUUCUUUUCGACCUUAAAAUCAAAUAUA
Molecule: messenger RNA, 622 nt
Organism: Daphnia magna
Lineage: Eukaryota; Metazoa; Arthropoda; Branchiopoda; Diplostraca; Daphniidae
Exons: 2
Coding region: 1-558 (185 amino acids)
Source: RefSeq, a predicted model, not a curated record